UCAUGGGGAAUUUGAGGUGUGAACGGUCAUUGACAUAUCUUUUGUUUCCAAGGGUGGGAGAGGUCUGAGGAGUGAAUUGCUCAUUACAAUGUAUGACAAGCUUGGGAGGAACAUCCUGUGUUCAGUGUUUUGUCCAUCUGAGUACCUUGAAAAAGCUUUGCAUGCAUUUUUCAUGAUGAAGGACAGCAUCAGGAACUGGAAGAGUUAAAAAAAAUGUUUCAGAUGCAAACACUUAUAAACCGUUUCGCAUUUGAAACGCUGAUAAAAUCAACUGCUGAACGCAUGUUUUCUGCAU
This is a messenger RNA of Staurois parvus, 295 nucleotides long. The record is from the annotation of a GenBank genome assembly. NCBI's taxonomy places the organism in Eukaryota, Metazoa, Chordata, Amphibia, Anura, Ranidae.